CGACUGGAUACCUCUCCAAACCCGUGCGUAAAACCUCUUUUGGAAAGACAUUCGGAUACCCAAAAGUAGUAUUUUGACUGAAAACCAUCGGAUCUGAAGAAAAAACAAACUCUGACAGCUAUUGGUGGAAGACGUUGACUGUAUCUUUGACUGACUUUUUUACGCAAGUGCAUCAGAAUUUUUUAAUUUAAUUUAAUUUUAUUUUUUUAAUGAAACCACCCUCGGAUGCAAAAGCAAUCUCCAGAUUCGCAGAUCAAUAAGAUUUCUGUGUCUCUUACCUUUUGUAGCUAUGUGUGCAUUGACUCGUUGGAGAUAAAGUGUCCACAAUAAUACCUUUUUGUGAGGGGGAAUAAAGGGGAGGGUGUGUGCGCGCUCUCGCACUUCAGCCUUACCAGAAAAAGGAAGAAAUCUGGGAGAGACGGGGGAAGAGAAGUUUCGUCUCCAAGGAUGACUUUAGGGACGGAUAUGUCCGACAGCUCUGCAUUGUCCGAAGAUGUAGACAUUGAUGUGGUCGGAGGGGACAUAUCCGUCGGGAAAGACGGGAAAUACAUUCACCACGAGUUCAACUUGGACAAUGACUCGGACGAUAAUUACUCCCAGAGCGCGGCGGAGAGAGGUUCCUCUCCGGGGCUCAGCAGCUCCGACUGCCCGUCAGAGCCUCUGGGAUCCGGCGCGGAGUCUGGGACCUUGAUCGGGGACAAACCCCGAAAAAGUGCACUUGUGAAACCCCCUUACUCGUACAUCGCUCUGAUCACAAUGGCCAUCCUGCAGAGUCCCAAGAAACGCCUCACGCUCAGCGAGAUCUGCGAGUUCAUCAGCAACAGAUUCCCUUACUACCGGGAAAAAUUCCCAGCGUGGCAGAACUCCAUACGCCACAAUCUUUCCCUAAACGACUGCUUUGUGAAAAUUCCACGGGAGCCUGGUAACCCGGGAAAGGGCAACUACUGGACCCUGGACCCGGACUCCGCAGACAUGUUCGACAACGGGAGCUUCUUGCGCAGGAGGAAGCGCUUCAAGAGACACCAAAGUAACGAAAUCCUCAGGGACUCCGGCGGCUUUCUGCCAGGGUUCGGAUACGGGCCGUACGGAUACAACUACGGACUCCAGCUGCAGAACUUUCACGCAGCCCACAACCCUUUCCACCCGCAUCACACCGGCGGAUCUUUCCCCUUCCCCAACGCCCCCUGCACCUUGCCUUCACCUGCAUCCAUAUUCCCUGCGCCGCAUCACUUGCCCUCCCUUCUAGGGACCGACCUGAGGAAGCCCUUUUACCCGCAGCUCAGCCCGUCCCUGCCGCCUCUCAAGACGGACUCCAGCUCCACAACGAGUCGGCCCUCCUUCUCCAUUGACAACAUCAUAGGAGCGGCCAACUCCAGCGGCUCUUCCUACAGCGCGCAGAGCAGCAGCCAGGCUCAGAUCCUGGCCAUGCUCACCCCGGCGCUGGCCUCCGCUUCCAGCCACCUGAACAUUUCCCAGGAGGGCCUAUUCCAAGCAAGCCCACAGAGUCAGACUUUCCCCACCAAGACCUCCAACUUGAACACUUGCCCUUUCUAAAAACUGAAAAAGUGAAUAAGAAAUAAUAAUUGUGACGUCGUCCUAUGUGAAGGUAGGAUGAACAUUUUUGCUGCAGAAAGAAAGAAAGACAGUGAGAGAGAGAGAGUUUGUUUCGAGCUCUCUCGGUUUCCUAUCAAUGUGAGAGGAGACUUUAUUUAUGCGAUGUAAAUAUAUGUGCAUAACACUGAGAGGCGGACAACUUAUGAAAGAUCAUAAAAACAAACACAAUGCAGGCCUGCAAGUCCGUCUGCGCUUCUCAUUUAGCAGGUGAUGGGAUUUAAAAUAAUAAUAAUAAUAAUAAAAACUGAUAUUUUAACAUAAGUUAAAGUUGUCACCAACGACCAGUGGGGCUUAUUUCAAUUUUUUUUUUAUAAAUAUAACUGAGAAUUUAAUUAUGAUUUAUAUUGUGUUUAUUGUAAGAUGGUGGCACUAUUGUUGUUGAUAUCUAGAAGAAAGACGGCAAUCUCAGGUUUUUACUUAGAAAGCACAUGAAGACGAAAUGGGGGGUUUCUGACUUUACAUAUAAAAAUCACUCCAGUCUCCCGUAGUCCCCCUUUUACAUGGUGAAUUUGUGGCAAUAUCGUUUCCUGUUGUCAGUGGAUACAUCUAGGUUGCGUGAUUGACUCUCUCAGCCUUUUUUAAAUUGUUCGUUCCUCCCUAUAUUUACAGUUGAAUCUGUGAAACAUUUGUCUUGUGUUGCCAAUAGCUGAGCACCUAAAUGUUCAUAGGUCAGUUCUUUUUUGUUGUAACGACAACAAUAAUAAAUGUUUGUGAGUUUAAGAAACAACAAACUCUUUUUUUUUUACUUUAGUCUUUCUGCAUUCAAAAUUACAAGAAAUUUAAAAAACUCUUAAAGUGCAAACGAGAGCUCGCAAACUUGUCUUAAACUUGUCUACUUUUCUUUUCUUUUCUUUUCUUUUUCUUUAAAUGAAAAUUCCUUGAAGAGGUUCCAAACUAUGGGAUUUAUUUGAAAUCACGUUCACGACCCAGAUUCUUUCACAUUGUUGCGUAUGUUGUUAGGGAUUUCCCAAAUAAACUGCCGCUUGGAAGGAAAUGAUUAAUGUGUUAACAACAACAUUAGCAGCUGAAGCCUGCACUAAAUUGAUGUCUGGGUAUGAAAAAGACACAUAAUUCCCCUUUAUGUGUUUCCACAUGUUGAUGUGCACAAAAUUGGAGAAUAUCACGCAACAGUGGGCAAGUAUAUUCCUCUUGUGUGGCUGUUACUCGUUUGUAAAAGGUCCAGCGACUUACAAAGGCCCCCCCAAAUGAAUGUGAGGGGGGGAGACGUUAUAGCGAGCCUCGGCACUCUGUAAUUGAAAGUGAACAAGGAUAUCCCCACGGUCUUUGGGGGCUUUCGUUGCUAAUUUGUAACAGCAUUUUUCAUCGGGCUCUCUAAUCCACAAUAAUGCAGCUUUUUUUCUUUCCUUUUUUUUCUUUUUUUGCUCGUUUGUUGAUGUUGUCAGCGUGGACCCCUGGCCCAGGGGACUGAAUGUGCACACAGCGAGCGGUCCAGCCACACACAUAUAGGCUCUGAAAAGCAAUCUUCUCAAAAGGCCCUCGGUUUUGCUCCGCUUUCAUGCCAUCCGUGUUGUCGUAUAAAAAGAAGCAGUGGGACUCGUCCUGCAACAGACAAACAGGCCUAUUGGUCUUUUUCAAACUUGUUGGACCACAUGUUUCCAUACAGAGGGGAGGCGCAAAGACCCUCCCCAUUAUUUAGGAAAUCUGUGCGCAAAUGGCUGAAUUAGUUUGCGGGUGUUUUGACAGAUGAUUAUGGUGGAUGAAGGGGUCUUUGAAACGAAAACCAACACAUGACCACGUUCUUUAUCCGGACCCGGGUCUUUUGUUUCUUUUCUACUUCUCUUGAGCUCGUUAGUGGAACUGAGUGAAACCGAUGAAAGUCGAGAACGGAUUUGAGGGAAUCAUUUUGAUUAGCGCCUCUCCUGCCCAUGCUCUGUUAAUGGAUGUUCUCCAUGUACAAUUUGCAAAGUAAAUGGCCUGGAAAAAACAUUAGCAGACUAUUGAAGUUUUUCCUCUGCAUAGGGAGUCAUUACGCACCGCAUCAGACCAUUAAGAUCCACAUCAAGCGCUUGUAGGGGUGGUUAAACAUUUAAAGAAGGAAAAGGAGGCCAAAAGAAAAAAAAAAAAGAAAUAAAAAAAGAAAAUUGCAACACAGGCUGGAGCAGAUGCACACCCUACGGAUCAACCACCAAAAAAGGGUUCAAACCGUGGCACACAUUUGAAUCAGACAGUUUGACAGUGAGCUCACUUGAUUAUCUGCUCAAAUGCGCACAGACAUGAGUCCAGAACGGAAACUCGCUGGUUACCCAUCAGGCGCACCCGGGUCACACUCGUCCGCCCUUCUAAUGUUCCACAUACAUUCAAACGGGACACCAUCUGUUGAUAAAUUCGUCAUAAAUAUCGUGUUUUCCACGCCGUUGUCACCCGAGGACCACCCACACCAGCAUCAGCACCAGAGUGCAUCCUGAUUUAGGUACCGCAGAGACAUUACUCAUUUUUUUCUCUUUUAAUAAAGAACUGAGUGAUAUGUGAAGUGACAGCCAAAUGACUCAACAGUUCAUAAACGUUUGUAAAUUUCAAGGCAAUUCCCAUCUUUUUUCUAACUGCUUCCAUGUGCGCAAAUUGGGCGCUACACUCGCGAUUUGAGCCGCUGUAAUUUAUUUACAGACGUCAACGAGAUGUAGCUGUUACUCCGCUAUUUUACAAAUUCAAAGGAUCUUUAAAAGAAAAAUAACACCAAAAAUACCUAUUAUUAUUAUUAUUAUUAUUAUUAUUAUUAUUAUUAUUAUUAUUAUUAUUAUUAUUAUUAUUAUUAUUAUUAUUAUUAUUAUUAUUAUUGUUGUUGUUGUUAUCAAUGCAUUCAUAACAUUAAGCCAAUCUAUGAUGUUGGUGCCCUGUCAAUAAUACAAUAAUAACCUCACUUAUCGAUGGAUUUUGAUUUUCUUUUUGCAAAGUUGUUAAAAUGCACAGAGAGGUACUUUAAUUGAUAUAAUAUAAUAUAAUAUAAUAUAAUAUAAUAUAAUAUAAUAUAAUAUAAUAUAAUAUAAUAUAAUAUAAUAUAAUAUAAUAUAAUAUAAUAUAAUAUAAUAUAAUAUAAUCGUUUUUAAAUUUUAAGGUUGCUCCUGAAUUUUGGACAUCUUUCUAAAGUGGAGCAUUAAGAAGAUUCAAUUGAACACUUUGAACUUUUUCGCAUAAAAUAAAACAUCAAAUCUGAACACCAACAGAUGACUUACCCAGAACAGACUUAUAACUUAACAGUUAAAAUACAAAAAAAAAGGCAAAAAAGAAAGAUACUCAUUCUUUAUUAAUCUGAAUGUGUCCAAAGCACCUAACGCACACACACUCUUACUUGUAUACUAAUGGUGAAUUUUGUUGCUUUCCCAACAUGUGGAGCAGUUUGACAAGUGGGUCAACCUGAAAUUGUGUAAUGUUUUUGCGUGUGUAUGCGGACGCGCACACAAACACACACACACACACAAAGCCACCACAUAAUAAUCUUGGCAUGGUCCGUUCGGCCUCCCCGCCCGACUCUCCCCCCACUUAUCCCGGCCUGGAGGAGAGGCGAGCGGCACGGCUUCGCAUCUGCAAGCUCCCUUAUAAAUCAGUGCAGCACCCGGUCUCCCUGCUCAGCCCUGUGUUUUUCCAACGCGCAGAGGAAUCCUCUGCUUAAUUAAUUUAGAAUGUGUAAAUAAAGUGAGGACAGUGAGCUCUCCGUCAUCUCUGGAAUCACAAUAUUAAUUCUGGACCAUGUUUGCCCUCGCUCUCUUGCUCCUAUAGUAAUGUAGACAUUAAAAGAACACCUGCUGCAGAAAACAAGGAGCAGGGGCCGGCGCGUGUGCGGCUACAUGCACAUGCGCAAAAACUUUUAUGCUUUAUUGGGUCAGGAGGUAUCAAUGACAAUGUUAGUGGAAAUCAUAGCAGGUUAUAUAUAUAUAAGUAGUUUGGACCUUGCAUUAUACGUGUUUGGCAUCAGUUGACAUUGCAUAUAAGUUUGCAUUCACAAAGUUACCUUAAGAGGAUUUUAAGACUAAUAACAUCAGCAUUGGCGGGGAAAAAUACAAACAAGCAAAAAAAGAAAAAACCCAACGUGUUCUUAAAAGCAUAAAUAACGGAACUAAUGGACAAAAUUUAAGAUAAAAUGGUAUAACAGAUAAAGGAAUGAUAAUACCAAGAAAAUAGAGAUUUUAUUUGGAGCCCUGCGACAGAUUGGCGACCUGUCCAGGGUGAACCCUGCCUCUCGCCCGGGACGCAGCUGGAUGGGCACCAGCAACCCUCCCGACCCCAUUAGGGACGAAGGGUGUUCAGAAAAUGGAUGGAUGGAUGGUUAUUUGGAGCCCUGAAAAUAAUAAUGAAAAAAAAAAACCGAAUAAAUAUCUGUCCACAGAAGUUAGCCAAAUGAUUAUUUCAUCUCGAGUAAUUAACCUUUUGCCAUAAUAAGAAGAAACAUCAGACAAAAAACAUAGGAAACAGUCUAACCGAAUAGAAAGAGUAAGGUUUUUUUUAAAGGUUUUUGUAACUAUUUCAUCAGUAAAAAGAAAACAAAGUAAAAAAUAAAAAAAAUAAAUGAGAUAAAAAUAAAUAAAUAAAUAAAUAAAUAAAUAAAUAAAUAAAUAAAUAAAUAAAUAAAUAAAUAAAUAAAUAAAAUAAAACAAAACUAGAAAACUAAAAUGCCCAAAUAUUCAACUAUUGACUAACGCAAAAAAGAGAAAGUGAAAAAACCCUAUACUUCCCGCAAAAAACCCCCGCACGAUUAGUAUUGAGCUAAUUCUUAAUUUAAAGAAGGAAUUUAACAGACAAAACAGGGAACUUGGGACAUUAGCAUCAGAGCUAUAUUACACCCAUGCGCCAGUAGACAAAAGUGGGUAGAUGUGUAUUGACCAUGCGGAACCAUGCAUCCCGGAACAUUACACAUUCACUUACUGUGCCAUUAUCUAAUUAAACUAAGCCAGUUAAAUUAGGACCUGCUGGCUGUUCCGCAUAACCAUUUCCCCUCUCUACCCCUUUCCCGCCUAUCUCUCCUCCCUCCCUAUUGGUCAUCGGUCUGUCUGUUGGGCGCCUCCAUCCAUUGGUACUUACAGUGAAGUUUUCACUGCAGCACUUUUCCUCUGUGCAGCUUUUGAUAGAGGCGCGCAGCUGCUGCAGGCCGCUCUCACACCACCAUCAGCGCUAUGAUGCGGGCGCUUUUUGCAGGCUUCUUCUAUUUGACCUUAGAUGCCAGCAGGGAAGGGUCAUGUGAGUUUGAAGGUAGCUCCAGCCGAUUUCUCCAAUAGGCUAUUACUUUAGGAUUUGAAGGGUUUUAUGCACUUUGGAAGCAUUUUUUUUAAACUUAAUCUAACAGAAAGAGACAGUACUUCAUUAUCGGUUGGAUUACUCCGUGUUGACAGAUUGUAAAGCGAAGUCUUCUAUAAUCAUUUGGACUGACUACUUUAUCUGACAAACUUGAAGGGGGUUAUUAUCAAAAAUCAAAUCCAUAAUCAUACGUUAUUAUGCAUUAAAAAUGAAAUCAAAUGUCAGUAUUUAAAUUCAUGCAGAAAACAUCCGCGGAUGUUGGUAAGUUAGACAAAUGUAACUUCUGCCGUGGAACCUCUUCUGCCUCUUCAGAUAGGUGAAAAUGAAACUUUGUUUAAGUUGACAUCCAAUCGACUUCGGCGUGAAAGUGUGUUUUCUAAGAGUGGAAAACCUCGCGAUAAAGUUGAAGUUUACUAUCCAGGGGUGAAAUGCGAUCACGCCGAGGUCGCGGGGCCAAACUUUUUAAGACUAAUGUUUAUUUAGAGAAGUGAGCGCUGUCUAUAGGACUCCCCGUUCUCCCAGAAUGCAGCAGUAAUGUCUUUACCAGUCCAGACUGGACCACCGGCAAGAGAGCAAACGCAGCUUUGCAAAAGUCUGCAGCCUCUCGUGGCCCUUUUCACACAGAGAUAUGCACACAUGCCACCAUGCUAACAUUUAUGGCCAACAUGUUAACAUUUGGUGGUGAAGCUAUAAACUGGAACAUAUUUUUUGCACUACAAAAUAGCUACUAUCUUCUUGUAUUAGUCUGAAUUAUUGUAAUUUCAAAACAAAAAACUAAAAGUCACAUCCCAUGCAGCAUUGCAAAAAGAAAAUAGCUUCAUAAUGAGGUGUAAAAACUGACAUAUUUUACAAUGCGUUUCCAACUACUUGGAGAGCAGAAGCGUGUUUUCUUACAGAUUGUAAAAUUGAAUUAGAUAUGCUUUGGAAUCUGACCUCUUGCCAGACCCACAUGUGUUUCCCCCCUCAUGUUUUAGUGGUCCGUGGGUAUUUUUUUGUUUUCUCAGCUGGAACUGCCAUUAGACAAUGUGUCCAUGCUGUCCAUUCCUAUCUUUACCAUCUCUCCUGGCUGAGCUCUCCAUGCAGAACCACUUGCAGUACAUCUCUCCCCCUCCAAUCCCCUCCAGGUUCCUCCAAACACCUAGACUCUCUAGUCCUCUGACACAGCAGCUCCUCUGCAGCCACCAACGUUGAUGGAAGAAGAAGUAAGCUGAAGAAACAACUGUGUUGCAACCAAUGUGUUGGAAGAAAUGAUGAGGAUUGGAUUUGCACAAGCAGAAUACCAAGAUAAAAAAAAAAAAAACAUCCUCUGAGGAAUCUUAUCAUGAGAUUAUAUAAGCAGGUUAUCUAAUUUAUUUAAAUUUAAGUGUAUUAAUAUAAUAUAAAUAUGUUAAAUAUGUUCUUUGAUGUAUACAGUGGCUGGUUUAUUUUUGUAAAAAAAAAAAGAAAGAAAAAUACAGAUGGAAUAAUGUUCAGAGCUCUGAUUUGUGGUAUGAAGGACAACAAGAGAGUGCAGAAAACAAAACAAAACAAAGAAAACAAAAAACAUCUGUUGUUAUAAUUUUGUUCUUGGUAAUAUUUUCUUGUAUUGCUUUCAAUGAUUUCAGAAAGCCCACAGUGUAAAUCUCAUAUCAUUGUUUUGUUAUAUUUUGCAUGAAUCUUAUUAUCAUAGGAUGUAGUUCCAGAGUGAUUAAUAAAAACCUAAAGGCCAUGGGAUUCUUGGGUUCAAGACAAUGAGGCAAGAUAAGAUGAUAUGUGUAAUUGCUUUUUUUUUGAAAAACUAAGAAUUUCUUUUUUUUUUUUUGUGGUUUUCACAAAUAGGCUUUGUGAAUUUAGACCCAGUGUUAAAAAAUGUGUUAUACGCAUUAAAACCUCAGAAUACAGUGUGAAAAAAACGUCAACCUAAAAGAACAUUUAAUGACAGAAUGAAUUAUGUUAGCUAAACACCCCUUUUUUUUAGUGUCACUGGGAAUAUCAAAUCAGAAACAAAUUUCAGCACAAUUAGCCACAAUUAGAUGUAGAGUCAUAAUUCUUAUGAUUUCAUUUUCAAUGUACUGCUAAUUUUAUUGUGACCAUUGUGUUCAAUUUUCAUUUUUAAUCACAAUGGUGUUCAUAAUCACCAUUGUUUUUCUGUGAUGGAUUCUCUUAUGAUUUUAAUCUAAUUCAAAAAUGUGGUGCAGGUUUUUAAUCUAUGUUGAGUUUAUUGUUUCAAUAUAAUCAGAUCUGGCUGCAGAUAUAUUAAUAAAACACAUUGUGUCCUUAGUUGGUCGAGAUAUACAAAUUCAACUUUCUAUGUUGCAAAAACCAUGAGGUCUAUGCACCCGCCGACAUUUCCCCUUCUGCCAUUCUCGACUCAAAGGCGUCCUGGGCAAAGAGCCCUUUAAAUCAUAUAAAAAAAUACUUGAAGGUGUUGACUAAUGAACAAGAAUUAAUAUCUAACUUUUUGACUUGUGUUGAGAAUAAAUAAUUCUGCUUCUUCCUUUUGUCUCUUUUAGCUAGUUGCAAAGCUAAGGCUAAAAUAAACCACAUGUUAGGAAAUGCAAAUGGGAGCUGGAGUAAACGAUGACACACUAGGAAAAGUCCUCUUUUGGGGCGAAGCUCAGCGGGACAAAGGGGAUGGGAAACCCUUGUGGGAUUUCUUUUGACUGUUAGCUCUUAAAGGUAGCAUGUCAAAAUGGACCAGCUGUAUUUUGGUAUAAUAAAUGGAAUUCAUAAAUUCAACUCACUGACUCUUCUGUAACCUUAUACAUCACAAACUUAGCAUAGAGAACAGAUAAUUCUCCUCACUUGGAACUAUCUUAUUCAUUCAAAGACUUAAUUGUGAACUGUCAUAAUCAGAUCUAUAUGACUUCAAUAAAGUUACUUUUUCUUUUACUAUCGAAGAAAUUGAGUAGCUUCACAGAUGAACGAAUGCCCAUUUUUGUGGGAGCUGGUGGCAAUGCAAUCACACACAAUAAAGUUCCAUAUGAUUCCUCUGUGGAAGUGGACAGGAGCAACAACAAUGUAAACAAUGGAUGCUUUUUUUCCUCUGAAUGUGUGCAUUUCAAUUUAUUGUCUCUGUGUUAAAAAUGUAAAAUUUUACUUGGGAUUUUUGUAUAUUCAUGAAUCUGAAAAAUGUAAAAAAAAAAAUAAAUAAAUAAAAUCAGCCAUGUAAAUAUUGAAAGUUGUGGUUUUGGAAGUUUGAUGAAAAUCUCUUUAAUUUUACAGAGAGAGACAAAACACCGUGAGCCUCUUUUCAAGGAGGCAAUAUAAUGUUCCUUUUACUAACCAUGUUGAGUCAAAGACAAAGCACAAUCCAGUAGAGUCAAAUUUAAUCUGAUAACUAAAUCAAGAUGUUUUUUUAGCUUUUAAAUGCUUUACA
This is a messenger RNA of Gambusia affinis (western mosquitofish), 10219 nucleotides long. It is a transcript of the gene foxd2, whose product is annotated as forkhead box D2. Gene Ontology annotation, biological process: anatomical structure morphogenesis; cell differentiation; regulation of transcription by RNA polymerase II. Gene Ontology annotation, molecular function: RNA polymerase II cis-regulatory region sequence-specific DNA binding; DNA-binding transcription factor activity, RNA polymerase II-specific. Lineage: Eukaryota; Metazoa; Chordata; Actinopteri; Cyprinodontiformes; Poeciliidae. The record is from RefSeq and is a predicted model, not a curated record. Bases 448 to 1554 code for a protein of 368 amino acids. The transcript has a single exon.